CCCUUCCGCCUACGGCAGCCGGGCGCGGCCGCUAUGGAGGCGGUGCCGCCGCUCUUCUGCUUCGGUGUCAUCGCGGACAUCCAGUACGCGGAUGCGGAGGAUGGGUACGACUUCUUGGGGCGCCGGCGACGGUACUACCGGCACAGCCUUAACCUGCUGCGGGCCGCGGUGGAAGCGUGGGCAACUGAGAAGCCGCCGCUCGCCUUCGUGCUGCAGCUGGGGGAUAGCAUCGAUGGCCUCAACGCCCGCAGCGGCCAGUCCGAGCGUGCCCUGGAGCAGGUGCUGGCAGCGCUGGGGCGGCUGCCGGUGCCGGUGCAUCACGCGUGGGGCAACCACGAGUUGUAUAACUUCAGCCGGGCUCGCCUGGUGCACACCGGCCUCAACAGCCGCUCCUGCGGGGCCGCGGCCGGUCCCCCCGCCAGCGACUGCCAGGCCUAUCACUUCAGCCCGGCCGCGCAGUUCCGUGUCGUCGUGCUCGAUGGCUAUGACCUGAGCACGCUGGGCAGGGAGCCCGGCAACCCCCGCUACCAGGAGUCCCUGCAGCUGCUGCGGAAGAAGAACCCUAAUGACAACCUCAACGACCCCACAGGACUUGAAGAACCUCAGUUUGUAGAGUUCAACGGAGGAUUUAGCCAAGCCCAGCUGGACUGGUUCAAUGAAGUCCUCAAGUUCUCUGAUGAAAACCAAGAAAAAGUCAUAGUUACGGGUCACCUGCCCAUUCAUCCAGAUGCCUCAGACUGGGUUUGCUUUGCCUGGAAUUACAAAGAUGCCCUUUCGGUCAUACACGCCCAUCAGUGUGUGGUCUGCUUUCUUGCAGGGCACCUGCAUGAUGGUGGCUAUUGUUUAGACUCACAUGGAGUUCACCAUCUGACUUUGGAGGGAAUUAUUGAAACUCCACCAGAAAGCAAUGCCUUUGGGACUAUUUAUGUCUAUAAAGAUAAAAUGAUACUAAAGGGAAGGGGCAGAGUUUCAGACAGAGUUAUGCACUUCUGAAAACAGUAAGCAAAUACAAAUUGCUGUUCUUCAGGAAGCACUUGAAUAAAAAUAGAGGAUUCAGCUUAUUAUGUGCUUGUAGAAAGAUGUGUAUGACUGAUCCUUAUAGGUUUAAUUCAAACAUUUUUCUCUUGGAUACUCAAUUUUAGGAAUUAUGUUUCUGUAAGAAAACAGACCUAAUUUAUUCAUGAAUGACAGAGACCAGUAUUCAUAUGUGAAAUAUACCUGAAUGCAGAAUAUUGACCUAAAACACCUGUUCCUGACUAGAUUGGUAUGUCCUGUGGAAAAAAAAUGAACCUCACAUUAUGAAUAUUGUCAAAAAAAAGCCACUUUUUUGUAUCAGUCAGAAUUAAAGUAUGCAGAAUUGUACCUGCCCAGCCAUUUCCAUGUUAGGUGGUUUUUUGAACAUCAUGAUCGGCAAUGUCUCAUGUCUAUCAGAAUUACUCUGCCUUGUAGUCUAAUGCAGCCUUCUUAGCAUUGCUUUAAAAGACUAAAACAAUCUUCAAAACCAGCUAAGCCCAAGGAAAACAGACAAUUUAUGCUACAUCCUUUAAUGCUGCAGAUACACCUGCUGGGAACUAGGCAGCAGCACUGGGUGAAGAAGCCCUGACAUGGAAGGAUGUUGCUGCACUGCAUCUGGACCUGUGUGGCUCUCCCAGCCCAGUAUAUUCACCUGAGUGUCCUCAUCCAGGAUCAGUAGCAGUGGAACAUGGUGGCUGCCACUGGGCUGCCUUCCAGGAACUGAACUGCUGUGAGAAUCAGAGCUGUGUUAGUGACCACGUCUGCUGGGGACAGUCAAAGAGUGCACAUCCCACAGAAAAUAAAAGAUACAGAAGCUUU
Messenger RNA from Melopsittacus undulatus (budgerigar), 1833 nucleotides. It is a transcript of the gene ADPRM, whose product is annotated as ADP-ribose/CDP-alcohol diphosphatase, manganese dependent. Bases 34 to 993 code for a protein of 319 amino acids. Lineage: Eukaryota; Metazoa; Chordata; Aves; Psittaciformes; Psittaculidae. Gene Ontology annotation, molecular function: CDP-glycerol diphosphatase activity; 2',3'-cyclic-nucleotide 2'-phosphodiesterase activity; manganese ion binding. The record is from RefSeq and is a predicted model, not a curated record. The transcript has 3 exons.